AUGUAUACCAUCGUCCUGGUCAUACUAUUCUUCGUAGUCUUCAUCCUUUACAAGCGAUACAAGGAGAAGGCACCAUCUGGAACAAAAGUCGCGCCUGGACCUGCGGGUCUUCCAAUCCUUGGAAACGCACAUCAAUUGGGCCAACAACCACAUCAGCAAAUUACCGCUUGGGCCCGCGAGUAUGGCGAAGUCUAUAAGAUCCGUUUGGGAUGGAACGACUGGUAUAUGAUAUGCUCGCCGGAUGCGUGUAAAGAGAUUCUAGACAAGCAGUCAGCGCAUACAAGCUCUCGAGCACCAUUACCGGUAUCCGGGGAUGCACUAGGCGGCGGAAUGAGGUUCCUGUUCAUGGAGUAUGGUCCAGAAUGGAGGAAGCUAAGAGGCAUCAGCCAUAAGCUGUUGACACCAGCUGUAAGCGCGACGUUUAAACCAAGUCAGGAGUUCGAGGCGAAGAUGUUGCUUGAAGAAAUAUUGAAGGGCGCGGACCCAGGGAAAGGAAAUGAAGACUGCGAUGAAGUUCACGGCAUCUACGAUAUCAUGAACGAUUUCUCUACAAUGGCAAAACCAGGUACCUACUUGGCAGACACGCUUCCGUUCCUCGGUAACCUUCCACCACGACUACAAUGGUGGCGUAAAGGGGUCAAACCAUAUUUUGAUAAGCAAGCGAAUCUAUGGAUGUCCUUUUGGAGUACUCUUAAAACUCAGAUGGAGACCAAACAAGCCCCAGAAUGUUUUGUAAAGCAAUUCAUCGAGAGCGACUAUGAAAAGCAGGGUAUCAGUGAGUUACAGGCAGCAUUCUUGGCUGGCAGCAUGAUCGAAGCUGGAAGCGAGACGACGUCGGCGGCGCUCAAUACGGCUGUUCUGUACCUCAGCGCAAACCCACUUGCACGACAAAGAGCAGUCGAGGAAAUAAGAGGAAUUACCUCGUCCUCUCGAUCCCCGACGUUCGAGGAUGAGUCAAGACUUCCGUACAUCCGCGCCAUCGUCAAGGAAACCCUACGUCUGCGCCCCGUCACAAACAUCGGUACGCCACACUAUACUACCGCGCCCAUAGCCUACAAAGGCAUCCACAUACCUGCCAAGUCAGUCGUGUGUCUUCAACAAUACCCGAUUCACUACAAUCCAGAUCAUUUCGAGGAUCCCCAACGUUUCAAUCCGGAGAGAUACAUCAAUUACCCUCAUGGCAGCGGACACUACGCAGCUGGCCCAGCUGCGAGCCGCGAUCACUGGGCUUUUGGUGCGGGCCGCAGAAUUUGCUCGGGUGUGCAUCUAGCUGAGAACAGUAUGUUCAUCGUAUUGGCGAAGCUGCUAUGGGCUUUCGACAUUUUGCCGCCGCUUAAUCAACAGGGGAAUGAUCUGCAGGUAGAUACUAGCGAUGGAGCGUUUGACGCUGUCGGAAGCACUACGAUGGCGAAGCCGUACCGGGUGAGAUGGAAGGUGCGAAGUAAGGACAUUGAAGACACGAUCAUAAGAGAGGCAGUCGAAGCUAAGAGAAACGGCUAUGUUCUAAGAGGCGUGCGUGUUGGUGAGGAAGGUGUUGAGUAUUAA
Messenger RNA from Alternaria arborescens, 1545 nucleotides. RefSeq lists its product as hypothetical. The coding region runs from base 1 to 1545 and encodes 514 amino acids. Gene Ontology annotation, molecular function: oxidoreductase activity, acting on paired donors, with incorporation or reduction of molecular oxygen; monooxygenase activity; heme binding. The record is from RefSeq and is a predicted model, not a curated record. The transcript has 2 exons. Lineage: Eukaryota; Fungi; Ascomycota; Dothideomycetes; Pleosporales; Pleosporaceae.